AAGAUGACUUUCUACGAUGACAUUUACCCAUUCUACCCUCUACAAAGGACCUCCUUCAUCUUCAGUGGCCGCUUGCUCACCAUUAUUCUGGUCUUUCUUGUGCUAGCGUUCAGUCUUCUUCUCAUUCUGCCAGGGAUACGAGGGAAGUCGAGGCUGUUCUGGAUGUGUCGAAUAAUCCUCAGCUUGUUCAUAGGAGUGGUGAUAGUGGUGCUAAACUUUACCAACGACUGGGCCGAGGCCAGAAUGACCACUAAUGCCACCUACAAGUCUUUCAGCAACGCGGUGGUUAAUGCUGACAUCGGCUUGCACGUUGGACUGUAUGGCAUAAAUGUGACACUAAAGGGGAAUCCUGUUGUACAGUUCAAUGAGACCAUUGACUACAAUGAGAUGUUCACCUGGCAUGACACUAUGGAAAAAGAGUAUGAGGAAGCUCUGGAGAAAGGUUUACCCAACCCCAUCCUGUACAUCGCUGAGAAGUUCACCCUGAGCAGCCCAUGUGGACUCAUCUUUCAGUACAGAUUCUCUGGAAGAUACGCCUCUGCAACCCUAUGGACGGCCUUUUGCUGCUGGAUUCUCGCCAAUAUCCUCUUCACCAUGCCGGUCAUUCUGUACGCCGGGUACAUGAUGAUGGCCACCGCUGCCUUCAUCUUCUUCUCCAUGGCCUCCUUCUCCACCAUCAUGAACGCACCGCAGUGUGUUUUCUCCAUCGGUACUGACUCCUUUGAGAUCCAGUACAGCCAUUCAUUCUGGCUGGCUCUGGCUACAGGUGUGCUGUGCGUCAUCAUCGGGAUUCUGGUGGUGAUGUUGAACUUUCUUGUACCAGAGAAAAUGAAAGAGGCUUUCAGUGUUGGCGUUGACAGUUAUGAAGACGAGGAUGUUUCUUAUGGGGAGGGCUACCUUAAUGCAGUUUUUCUUGAUGGAGUGACAGUUUCACCACUGACAUCAAAAGUCACGGCGGAGCGCAUAUGA
This is a messenger RNA of Anoplopoma fimbria (sablefish), 969 nucleotides long. RefSeq names its product dual oxidase 2 (gene duoxa). Bases 4 to 969 code for a protein of 321 amino acids. Gene Ontology annotation, biological process: protein transport. The record is from RefSeq and is a predicted model, not a curated record. NCBI's taxonomy places the organism in Eukaryota, Metazoa, Chordata, Actinopteri, Perciformes, Anoplopomatidae. Gene Ontology annotation, cellular component: endoplasmic reticulum membrane. The transcript is spliced from 7 exons.